CAUUUAUUUGUGGAAGACAAAAACAGUGGACCCCUCGCAGGAUGGUGUAUUUAUGGAAACCGACUAACGGACCUCUGGAUACCUGUGGACACUAAAGACCACUGUGUCGUGAUUGAAACACACCUGUGGGUAUUUGUUUUGUAUUUAUUUCUAGACUGGACUCUUAAGCAGAGUGAAGAAAGAAGAUCAAGACCAGCAGAUGGACGGAGCAAGUCGGGAACAAAACAAACCGUGUCACCCAGACUACACGAGAGGCUGAAUCAUUCACAGGCUAAACAACCACCAGACAGUUGACUUUACAGUAAUCUUACACAAAGAGGACUAUAAUUUAUCUGUUAAUAUACGGUCAACACGGUGAUUUAAGUCUUAACAGUAAUAACAUGUUACCAUGGUAGUGUAGGGUUACACGAGUCCGUCAGACUAGCAAGUUAGCAAGCUAAUGGUAGCCGAUGCUAACAUUACCCUUGGUUGAACUGCGGUGUAGUUAGCUAGCAGCAGAAAUUACCGAGGUUGUCAGAGUUCAUUCGUUUCUCAAAGUGUUCAGUGCACGUAGCUCGUCAGUUAGGAGAAACGUCAAGAAUGUGAAGCAUAAUGGCGAACUUUGAAGCUUACCAGGAGUAUCAGAGAAUUGAGGACUUUGAGGAGGACUCGCCACCAGGGGAGGAGGAUUUACUGGUGCAUGUGCCUGAAGGCCUGAAAGACUCAUGGCAUCAUAUCAAGAACCUGGAUAACUUCUUCACAAGGAUCUAUCAUUUUCAUCAGAAGAAUGGCUUUGCUUGUAUGAUGCUGACUGAGUUCUUUGAACUUGUUCAGUUUUUGUUCGUUGUCACAUUCACAACCUUCCUUGUCAACUGCGUGGAGUACGAUGUCCUGUUUGCAAAUCGAGCGGUCAACCACACAGGGCCAGGCCACAACCCCUUGGAUAGGAACAAGGUCACACUUCCAGACGCCAUCCUACCGAGCCAGCAGUGUACUCAGAGGAUUCUAGAGGACAGCUGGAUUAUUUUCCUUCUUAUCAUGGCAGCCAUCUUCUGGAUCUAUCGACUUGUUAAAGUCAUUUGCAACGUUUUGAGCUACUGGGAGAUUAGGCAGUUCUACAUCAAAGCACUGAAGAUCAGAAUGGAUGAAUUAUGCAAUUUCACAUGGCAGGAAGUUCAGGACCGGCUCAUCAGCCUGCAACGAGAGCAGCAAAUGUGCAUACACAAGAAAGAGCUGACUGAACUCGACAUCUAUCAUCGCAUCCUUCGAUUCAAGAAUUACAUGGUGGCCAUGAUAAACAAAUCACUGCUGCCUGUGCAGCUUCAGCUCCCCCUGCUGGGCAAUGUGGUGUUCCUCACCCAGGGCCUCAAGUACAACUUUGAGCUGAUCCUCUUCUGGGGCCCUGGCUCUCUCUUUCAGAACAAGUGGAACCUGCAUCCAAAGUACAAGCGGAAUGGAAACCGCCUCGAGCUGGCACAGCAGCUCAGUAGAAUCAUCCUGCUGAUGGGUUUGGCCAACCUGCUGCUGUGCCCCUUCAUCCUCGUAUGGCAGGUGCUCUAUGCUUUCUUCAGCUAUACAGAAAUCAUACGCAGAGAACCCGGGAGCCUGGGUGCGCGACGCUGGUCCCUGUAUGGUCGUUUAUACCUGCGACACUUCAACGAGCUGGACCAUGAGCUGCAUGGACGACUGGGCCGCGGCUACAAACCCACAUCUAAAUACAUGAACUCCUUUACAUCACCGCUGCUGACUGUGCUCGCUAAGAACAUUGCAUUCUUCUCAGGAUCAGUGUUGGCUGUGCUCAUUGCUCUGACAGUCUAUGAUGAGGAUGUUCUGACAGUGCAGCACAUCCUGACUGGUAUCACGGUGCUGGGGGUGGUCAUCACUAUCACCAGAUCCUUCAUCCCAGAUGAGCAUAUGGUGUGGUGUCCAGAGCAGCUGCUGCAGUGCAUGCUGGCACACAUUCACUACAUGCCAGACCACUGGCGGGGAACCGCUAACAAAAGUGAGACCCGUGAAGAGGUGGCACAGCUGUUCCAGUACAAAGCGGUUUUCAUCUUGGAGGAGUUGCUCAGUCCUAUCGUCACCCCCUUUAUUCUCAUAUUUGUGCUGAGGAACAAAUCUCUAGAGAUCAUUGACUUCUUCAGGAACUUCACUGUGGAGGUGGUUGGAGUCGGAGACAUCUGUUCCUUUGCUCAGAUGGACAUCAGGCGACACGGAAACCCAACAUGGAUGUCAGAGGGGCAGACGGAGGCUUCUGUGUACCAACAGGCUGAAAAUGGCAAGACGGAGUUGUCUCUCAUGCAUUUCACCAUUAAGAACCCACGCUGGCAGCCACCUCAGGAGAGUUCAGUGUUUAUCAGUCAUCUUAAGGAAAAGGUGCAGCAUGAUGCACAGGGCGGCCCCUCCACCCAGCUGCUGCUCUCUGAGGCACCUCUCUGCACCUCGCUGCAGUCCAACGAGUCAGGGCCUGGGCCUGAUAAUUUGUUGGCCAGUGUCUUGGCUCACCCCAUUCUCACUGCCUCGGGUCUGCAAGGGCGAGACCAUCGCUUCAUCCCACCAAGCACCGCUGCUUCUGCUGCUGCCAGUGUUCUGGCCUCGUUGUCCACGUCCCAGCUUGCACACACCAGCCGUGGCCGCUCGCACGGGCAGCUGCCCACAUCGGUGCACCCUGAGAGCACCAUGUACCGCAGCGAUCGUACCAUCAUUGACAGUAUGACACGUAGUGACAUCCGCAUUCAGAGCAAUGCACUGCACUCAGAGUUUGCCUCAGCAGAGAUGAGUCUCCAUGCCAUCUAUAUGCAUGAGCUCCAUCAACAGAGCUCCCAUCCACAAAGACCUUCAGGUCAGUGGCAGAACCCAGUGCCGAUGAGAGAUCUGCAUACAAGUACAGGUUUCCAGGCACAUAGCGGCCUUGAUUCCAGUAUUUGCAUGCCCACCCCUGUCCACCUUGGCGGCUGGAAAGAGGAAGAGGAGGAGGAGAAUGGAGAUGAUCAGGAGAUAAACAGUGGAUCUACUCCAAAGCAGGGCACUGGGAGUAGUUGUUGAAGUGCCUUAUGUCAUAAGGUGUAUAUAUAAAAGGACAUGUCUCUGAUCUAUGCUUUUUGGUUCUGUAUCCUGUGACAUACUCUUUUGUUGAAUCUAACAACAAACGGCCUUUUAUCCUACAAGGGAUACAUGGCCAUGACAACUUCUUCUUUCUCUGUUUUUUUUUUUUUUGUGUGUGUUUACAUUUUACUCAACGAACAUUGUGGCCUUAGAUGAUCUUCAUGGACAACUUAGCAUGGACCUUUAAAAACUCCAUUCAGCGUUUGUUGUGGGAAGGGGCUCAUUGAAUAACCACUGUCACUGCACGUCCAUGCCUCCUCCUGUCACACCAGGCAGACUGUGGCAUCAGGGAAACCAUAAGUCUUCCGUCCACUUCAUCCUGAUUUUGUCACAAACUUGUACAGACAAACUGCGUGUAAGGAUACAGAGAGACUGUAGAAUGCGUGCAUAGGAUCACUGUGUGAUGGCGUGUGUGGCCAACUUUUGUUGUAGAAUGCAAAAGGCUCAUCUGCGUGUUUGCACAAUUCAUGUGUUUGUGCAUCACUUACGUUUGACAGUGUGAGUCUUAUUGAAUAUUGCGCAGUGUGGUGUCUUGAUCUGUGCUGCACAGACUGCAAAUGUAAUUUAGCUGCCUGAACAAUUUUGAUCACCUGAAAAAAAAAAAGAAUUCAAUAUUUAAAGUGAAGCUGUUUUACCCUGGUGCUUUGGAAAUACACUUUUUUUAUGACUAAUAAUUUAAAAAGUUCACAUUUUUACUAUCAGAUCUAAUCCUUUAGAAAGAUACCAAGUAUUGAUAUACUAAAGCGCUGACUGUAAAGUAGAAGUACUUCUAAAACACCAUGUGUACCUGGCUAAAGCCCUAUUGGGUUCAACAAAACUUGUUUUUGAAACCAGACAUCCGCAUGUUUGGAUGCUGCUGCCUGUGUUUAGUAGUCCUAAAUACAGAUUUUACUCAGUAUUAAUAUAUUCACAGCUGAGGUAUCAAGACAUUACUACUCCUGAAAAACUCAAAUGACGGGGCCCAAAUGCACAUGGCGUAAAAAUCGAAUGCAGAUGUAAGAUGUCUUUUAAUUAAGCUGGAUACAAAGUCAGCUUUAUGCCUUAACACCCAUAUAACAAUAAUAAAAACACAUAUUUAUAUCCUCGUUUUCUGUAUUACCUCUACAGUGGAGAAGAAAACCUAAUACUCCCAUCAUUACCUCUCCAAUAUAUUGACUCUUAUGUAAAUAUGUAUACAGAACAUAAAGGUUUCUUUUAAGUGUACAGGUGCAUCUUUUACCUGCAUUCAGAUUUUUAAUGACCGGUGUAAAUGGACUCGGUUUCAUUUCUUGCCCAGCUGAACUCUUGAAUCAAACAUUGAUGUCCAAAAGUGCAUGGGUAGGUUUUCUGUUUUCUGAACAAACCAGGGUGUUUUUGCUUUUACAAAUCUUUGUUGUUCGCGUACAAUUUGUGUGUGUGCGUGUGUGUGUGCGUGCGUGUGUGUGUGUGUCAGUUUUUAAUCCAAAAAUGUUCACAUAAAAGAUUUAACUUAAUCACAAGGGCUUAUUUGAGUGUGUGCUGUUGCUUCUGAAGCUUUAGGUUUGAAGGAUUAGUACAAAAGUAACUCAGCCUGUUCACAGUUAGCAUAAGUAGCUUUAAGUUAAUUUAUUACUCGUCUCCCCCCGAAGAUAUUUUAUUGACAUAUAAGUAUUAUUUAUUUGAUUAAAAAAAAAGACACAUUUUUUUUACCUUCACAAAAGCUUAUAUUCUUUUUAUGAAAGUCAUGGCAUGCGUCCCCACAAUGCCCCACUCAAAGUAGUUUAAGAAGACUUGAUGAAGAAAGUCCUGAUAAAAAUGUUUUUCAUAAUGCACAGAUAACAUGGCCAGCAUGAUGUUGAAUGUGUUAAAAACAGAAUACUAAACUCAACCUGCUUGUGGAACCUGUGUGCAAAAAAAGAAAAAAGAAAACAUUCAUCCCAUUUUUAUUGCAAUCGUUAAAAAUCCCAGUAACAGAUCUAAUCCUCUUCCACAGGGUACACUUGUCUUUGACCUUGGUGUGUUUUCAGACUUUCUUUUGUUACUGUGUUUUUUUUUUUUCUCUCGAAGGAAUGCGUUAAGACACCUGCGUUGUUAUGCAGACAUAAACUCAGAACAUUUUGCACUGAUGAAAAAAAACACAAAACAUUUUUUAAAAGUGUGCAUAUGUACAGUACAUGCAACCGUCAGAAAAGGGACACUGAGUCAGUCUCCAUCCUGAAUGACCUCUUCUCAUUGUAUAUAAGAAAAGUAUCAGCACGUAUUGUAUCAUCAUGAAGUACAGCCGACCACCUGGAAACACUGUGGCUAAUCACAUAAGGUCUUUUUUUUUUUUGUACCUCUGAUCAGUUCAUGUUCACUCUGUCACACUGUUGAAACAUGCUAACAUGGGUGUUGUGGUCUGUUUGUGCAGUGAGUUUAUGUUGUAGAGACACUGGAGCUCCGCUUUGUGUCCCUUGUUGUUAGUGUUCUGUCCCCACACUUAACACCUCACUGUCCCAUUUGUCAUUUUAUUUCAAUCAGUGCCUUAGUUUUAAGGAUUAGUGUUUGCUCUUUUUAGAAGCCAUUGGAAUAUCUUUUACAGCACAGCACAUACAUGUACAGUGUUUUCUUUUUUCUACUUUGUAAGUCAUCGUGUAGCAUCGAGUAUAUAUAGUGAAGCCGUGGAUUUGGCUUGAAAACAGAUCUUGUGUCAGCACACUUCUUCUUAUCAUGGUGUCUACAUUUGCACUUUCCUCAAUAUCCUAAACAAGCAUGAGUUGGAUUUGGCAGUGGCUCCUCAUGGACAACCUUUGCAUCAUACUAUGGUUUCUUAUCCACUAAACACCAGUCUGAGGAUCACAGUGACUGGAAAAAGGUGCUAAGUUUUCAUCCUGAAAUGUUGUACUUUUUUGUUUUAGUCUGUCUGUUUUUUUAGUUGUGUAAAUUAAGAAACACUAGCUGAACAAUGAAAAAAAUGCCAAAAGAACUUGUUUUCGGCACAGCUUUACAAUACAUGUGUUGUUUUCUGUGAGUGAGUAGAGACGCAAAUAAAUCUUAUUUUGAGUGUAUUUAAUCAUUUCAUGUGUGCUUGAUUAAGUGAAGUUUAUUUGAAAUAAACAAUCUAUUUUAAUUUUC
This is a messenger RNA of Labrus mixtus (cuckoo wrasse), 6156 nucleotides long. RefSeq names its product autophagy related 9B (gene atg9b). Gene Ontology annotation, cellular component: phagophore assembly site; autophagosome. The record is from RefSeq and is a predicted model, not a curated record. The coding region runs from base 592 to 3024 and encodes 810 amino acids. Lineage: Eukaryota; Metazoa; Chordata; Actinopteri; Labriformes; Labridae. The transcript is spliced from 13 exons. Gene Ontology annotation, biological process: autophagy of mitochondrion; protein localization to phagophore assembly site.